Molecule: messenger RNA, 1512 nt
Organism: Lactuca saligna
Lineage: Eukaryota; Viridiplantae; Streptophyta; Magnoliopsida; Asterales; Asteraceae
Source: the annotation of a GenBank genome assembly
AUGAAAUAUAUUGAUAGCAUUGAUAGUGACUUGUUCUCGGUGCAUGAUAUGGAUGCGAUAAUGGAAUUGCUUGAUUGUGUGGAACCAGGUAAAAGUAUUUACUACCAUUUCAAACAACCAACUUGGGAUUUAGAUUUUGGAUUGUAUGCUUUGGGCUGUGACGAAGAUAUAAACCACCUUAGUUCAUAUGUUUAUGAACACAAGGUUGGAAGUUUUCCUGAUGAUCGAGAUAAAGCAGUAGAAGGUGAUGAAGAACUAGAGGUUAUAGACAUUGAAGAAUUAGUAUCUGCAUCUUCAUCAGAUAAGGGUGAAGCUAGUAAAAAAAGGAAGAAGAUAAGAGAUUUACAAAGAGCACAUAAGAAUGAAGCAGCUGUUGUCAAAGAUCCAUUUUACAUCCACCAGAAUUUUAACACAACCAAGGAAGUUAAACAACAAAUUUAUCUUCAUUCCAUACAGAGUAGAAGGGAGUUAGACUUCGUUAAGAAUGACAAAAAUAGGAUUAGAGUGGUUUGUAAAGGGACUAUACCAAACCUUGGGAUAUUAGAAACGGGCGGGACCAACAAAAGUAAUGACAAAGUGGGACCAAGUCAAAAGAAAAAGAAAGUCAAAGAUGGUUCUAUUCAUAAAUGCACAUGGGUCCUACUAGUGAAUAAGUGGAAAAAAGACAAUAACUGGACUGUUAAGACUUAUGAAAAGCAACAUACAUGUCUUCAAACAAGGAAAAUUCGGGCAUGCAACUACAAGUUUCUCUCUGAACAGAUUGUUGAAACAAUGGAGUCAAACCCAGAAAUACCACUUAGAGCAUUAUGUGAGAUGCUUGAGAAGAAAUACCAUGUUGGAUUGUCAGACAUGAAAGUUCAUAGAGCGAAAACGAAAGCCUUGGAAUCAAUUAAGGGAGAUUUUGCUGCUCAGUACUCGUGUUUGAAAGACUACUUACAGGAGGGGUUAUUGCAUGCACUUGAGAAACUUUUCCCAACAGCAGAGCAUAAAUAUUGCCUAAGGCAUCUUCAUGAGAACAUGAAACGUAAAUGGAGGGGCAAGGAAUUCAAGGAUGGUCUUUGGAAUUAUGGAACAUGUACCACCAUACCACAAUUCAACAGUGUCAUGGAAGAACUAAAGAAACUUAACAGUGAAGCAUAUGACUGUCUUAAUUCUAUUCCACCUAAGCACUGGUCCAGAUCCCACUUCUCAGCCACUAAGACCCUUCAAAAAAUUAAAGAAAGGACAGUAAAAUGUAGGGCAGUGUUCUGUGGUAAUGGGAAGUACCAAGUUACAAGUGAAGAUAUAUGGGAUAUGAGGCUCAACAAUGAAAAUGUUGGAAUACCUGAGACAUGGGUUCACCCAACAUAUUUUCUCAAGACUUGGAAAGAAAUGUAUGUAUUCAAAGUUGAACCUAUUAAUGGGAGGUUUUUGUGGGAAAAAAGCACAUGUCCUACCAAGUUGAUACCACCAAAGUAUCGUGUCCCUAUUGGCAAACCAAAAAAAGUGAAGAAGAUCUGUAAUAGAAGAUGA